Corticium candelabrum is the source of this 2996-nucleotide messenger RNA. Its product is annotated as coiled-coil domain-containing protein 170-like. The record is from RefSeq and is a predicted model, not a curated record. The transcript is spliced from 18 exons. NCBI's taxonomy places the organism in Eukaryota, Metazoa, Porifera, Homoscleromorpha, Homosclerophorida, Plakinidae. The coding region runs from base 16 to 2667 and encodes 883 amino acids.
GCUCUGUCCACCGGUAUGUCCUCCAGCUCGUCAUCGAGCGAUUCCUCGAAUCAGUGUCUGCCGCAAAUCGACGGGCGAGGUCUGAUGGAGACGCGUGAGAGCGCGUCUGGUGUCUCUCAGUCUCGCUCGUCGUCUCGCCUUCAAACAAGCAGCCAGACUGCCAAACAGACACUAGUUGCUCGCCCUUCUACGUCUAUAGGAUUUCAGAGAGUGUCUGAUGUUACCGCUCGUCAGUCGUCGUCAGCAGGGAAGCCGUGGAUGCAAGAGGUGGCGGAGCAGUUGAGGUCGUUGAAGUCGGAGAUGGAGCAGAAGGAUGUUGUUAUUGCGAAACUGAGAUCAGAAAACAGCCGACUCCAAGCCAAGGUUAGAUUAGAGCAAGACAGCCACACAGUCCACACACUCUGCACUCAGAUUCUAGAACAUCUCGAUGGUUCGAGCCCCACAAGCAUCGCCAGCAACCAUCUCCCUCAGUUGGCCAUCGAACGCACAUCAGCACUGGCCCAAGAACGAAACCAUCUCUCCAAACAAGUCUCCGAGCUCAGAACAAGAGCCGAUGAAGCUUCCAGUGAGCUUGCAGCCGAACGAGUGCACACGUCCAGUCAGCAAAAUGAGCUCAAGCAAACACACGACGUACUCACACAGAGACAGCAAGACGUCCAACAACUGAGGGGUGAGGUUGAACAACUGCAACAGAACUCGGCGAGGCAAACGUCGUUGGUUCAAAGUCUUCGUCAGCAAGUUCAGGAGUUAGAGAGCGAGAAGAGCCAGAAGAGCAACGAACGAAUGACAUUCGAUAUGACGAUUUCAACCCUUAGGCAGUCAGUGGAGUCACAGAAUCAUCAGAUUGCUGAAAUGCAAGAACAGUUGCAGUUGCAAUCGGAAAGUGCUAAGGCUAAUGAGCAAAGAGCAACAAAUGUUGGAGAAAGGUACAAAUCCCUUUGCCACGGCCUUGGAGAACUCCUAGAGGUAGAGGGAGCCGGUCUGAUGACAUCACUUGACGACAUGCUCGUAUCCAAAGUAACAACAAUCAUACAAGAGAACGAGGAACUCGUCUCACAGUUGUCAUCACUCAAGUCCACCCUCGAAGCCUGUGAUAUGGAUGCCCGUGCUGGAAGAGAAACUAUCAUGCGGUUGGUGGCAGAAGUUGGUAAAGAGCAGAAGGUAGCCAGUCAUCAUCAAGACGAAAUGAGCAAAGUACAACUGGAGUGCGAAACAGUCCAGCAGAAAAACAAACAGUUACUACACGAGAUAGAAACUCUGAACGGCCAAAUGUCGAUAACCAAGUCUGCUUGGAACGACGCAAAAUCAGAAAUUCAAGCAAAAGAGUCACAAAUAGUCUCACUAGAAGCACAGCUUCAGGCAACGCAACAGAAAUCAGAUGAAUUACAGUCAAAGGUGCGAGGGUUUCCUGCGCAGUUGUGCGGGUUGUUGGCGUCGGCGGGAUUUGAAGCGUGCGAGAGUGAGACUGCUAUUUUGGGGAAAGUGCAAGAAGUUCUUGGCGCUCACAAGAAUGCGCAAUCGCUUGUUCAAACACUCGAGCAUCAAGUAACACUACUAAAGCAGCAAGUCGGCGAGCAUGAACAUCUCUCAGCCAGAGCAGCCGAACAAGCACACGAUCUCGAAUCCCAAGUGAAAGAAAAAGACCAACAAACACAAGCACUUGAGAAAGAAAUCCUAGCCGUAGACGCAGUCAAAGACGAUCUAAAGAAAGACAACGAGAAGCAUUUGGAGUUCUGUAAUAAGUUGUGUGACACUUUGGAUAUCGGUCGUUUGACUAUAAGUAUGGGGCUUGAAGUCAAUCCUGAAGUGAUCGUUGCACGUGUUGAACAACUAGUGAAACAAGAGGGCGACGCGUUGAGUGAAAAGACUGUAGCGCUCAGUGGCCUACAACGCAAGAUGAGAGCAGUCAGGAAAGACAUCGAGUCACGUGAUCUGCACAUUACACUGUUACAGAAAAAGAUCACAUCACAUGAAGAAAAACUGGGUUUAUACUACCAGAGGGAAACCGAAGAAGCUAGUGCUGUUGAUAAGGCCAAGAAAUUACAGAAGCAACUGGAAAGAUCAUCGAAGCGUGUUGAAGAACAGAAAGCUUUCAUUAAGGAGCUAAAAUCUCAGCUCCAUGAUGUGGACGAAUAUCGAACUCAAGGUGUUGAAUACUUACACAAGAUCAAACAGUGCGAGCAAACAAUCGAGGAGUUGACUGCAGCAAAAGGACGACUAAACAAGCAGCUGACGACUGCACAGAAAAAACUAGAAAGCAAAGAGUCAGAAAUACGAGACACAACGGCUCACAAACACCAAACUCUUCAGGUGAUGCAACAAGAACUAGGAACAAGAGAGAAAGCACUGACAGAAGCAAAAGAGAGAGAACAACAGCUUGUAAAAUUUCGAGAUGCUUUGUCUCAAGUGCUGGGACUGGAUGCAUCUAGCACGACCGUUCCCGACUACGAUAUUGUUUCUCGGGUUGAGAAGCUCGUUGCAGCAGAGCAGGCGUAUCAGGCGACAUCACAAACACUCGAGAUGAACCUCCGCCAGCUCGGUAACAAUUUCCAGACGAGUUACGAUAGUGCAAUGGGCUUGCUGUGCUCGAGAGAACAGACAGGCGACGGUAGCACGCUGGCAAACAUUAGGCAUCUUCCAAGCGAUUUUGCUAUGAGACCAGUUUGACCACUAGCUGCCUAGUAGACCAACUACUAGAGUACAUUUAUUGUUAUAUCACUAUAGCUUUAGUCUACUGUUGAUUUGCGUUUUUGGACAGACAAAUUUUAAAUAUACAUUAUAAGAAAAUGAAAUUUAUAGCAUUGAACAUAUGAAUUUGGCGGUGUGUUGCGCAUGCGCACACAGUAAAUUUCUAGAUGGAGUUUUUGCUCGACAGCGGUCGUUUAGAUAACAGACUCGAUACAAUGACGACGCUCCUCAGACAAUCUUUCUGACAGCAACGCGUGGUGGGAUGUUUAUUUCAGAGCCAGUCUACAGCGCUUGCGCAGAUCACGUGG